AUGCAGGAGAUUUGGAGAUCCGGAACCAAUUGGGACGAACCGAUUGCUGAGAACUUGCUCGAUAUGUGGUACCGUUGGUCGGAGCUAUUGGCACUCAUUGGAGAAGUUCAGGUGCCUCGAUGUUACUUCGGAAAUCUUUCGUCUGAAUCCCUACGAGAGCUCCAAGUACAUGUGUUUGUAGAUGCAAGCGAAUCAGCCUAUGCUUGCGUGGCAUACCUCCGACUGCGUUGCGCAGAAGGAACUAGAUGCGCUUUGGUGGCUUCGAAGACAAAGGUGGCACCCCUGAAACCACUCUCGAUUCCACGGUUGGAGUUACAGGCAGCCAUGAUUGGGGCACGACUAAUGCAAACAGUUUGUUCUUCGCUAACACUUCCGAUCAAUAAACGUUUCCUAUGGUCGGACUCGACCACUGUGCUGGCAUGGUUACGCUCGGACAGCCGUCGCUAUCACCAAUUCGUGGGAUUCCGUGUGGGGGAGAUACUCUCCCUGAGCAGCUUGGAUCAAUGGAGGUACGUUCCAUCAGGCUUGAAUGUUGCUGACGAAGCCACUAAGUGGGUCUCCGGCCCCACCUUUGCUCCCGAUAGCCGCUGGUUUAAGGGCCCUGAGUUUCUCACGAAAGAAGGUAUCGAAUGGCCUGUGGAAGUGGAGAAUCCAACCACCACCAGUGAAGAACUUCGUCCCGUAUUUUUGCACCAACACAAUGUUAUGGAGAAGCUGAUAAACGAAUGCCGUUUUUCCAACUGGAACCGUCUGGUCAGAGCUAUGGCCUACGUACAUCGAGCAGUUACUGUACUGAAGAAAAGGAUCCCAGCAGAAGGACGAGGCUCUGUCCUGCAACGUAAUGAAAUCCAGGAAGCCGAAUACACAGUACUACGCCAAGCACAAGCCGAAGCGUACCCGGAUGAGCUAGCAUCGCUGGUAAAGCAAGGAACGAUCGCCAAAUCCAGUACUCUCUACCAACUAACUCCCUUCUUGGACGACCAUGGUAUAAUUCGGAUGGGAAGCAGGAUUGCAGCGGCUCCAGAAGCGUCUUACUCCACCAAGUACCCGGUGAUUCUACCCAAGAAACAUCACGUUACGACGCUGCUUAUCGACAACUUCCAUCGACGCUUCUUGCACGCGAAUCAUGAGACAGUUCACAACGAAAUGAGACAACAGUAUUACAUUUCCGGACUUCGUACCUUGAUUCGAAAAGUUUCGCGGGGAUGCCAGCUAUGUAAGGUCAACCAUGCAGUUCCCAAGCCCCCGAUGAUGGCUCCACUGCCCAGUGUUCGGCUCACACCAUUUGUACGAGCAUUCACAUACGUUGGUGUGGACUAUUUUGGGCCAUUGGAGGUAAAGGUAGGUCGAAGUUUGGUGAAGAGAUGGAUAGCCCUGUUUACCUGUUUAACGGUGAGAGCUGUCCACCUUGAAGUAACGCAUAGCCUGUCGUCAAAAUCCUGUAUCGUGGCCUUUCGGCGAUUCGUGGCACUACGCGGCGUUCCCCUUGAAGUGUAUUCGGAUAACGGCACCAACUUUGUGGGAGCCAAUCGCCAGCUGUCCGAAGAGCAACAGAAGAUUCGGGACAUAAGCCAGGAAUGUGCUUCUACAUUUACCAACGCGUACACCACAUGGCAUUUCAACGUCCCAGCAGCUCCGCAUAUGGGUGGACCAUGGGAGCGUUUAGUGAGAUCGGUGAAAACGGCCAUGAAAACAAUAUCCGAUAGUCCACGUUACCCUAGCGACGAAGUUUUGGAGACAAUAUUGUUGGAGGCGGAAGGUGUAGUGAACUCACGGCCACUAACAUAUUUGCCCCUGGAGCAAGCCGAUGACGAAGCACUGACUCCGAACCAUUUUUUGCUGUACGGAUCAAGCGGAGUGAAACAACCGGAAACGGCACUGGUAGGCGAUGGUGGUGUACUUCGUGAUAGCUGGAAACUAACACAACACAUUGUGGAUGGAUUCUGGCGAAGGUGGGUACGCGAGUACCUUCCUAUGCUGACAAGGCGUACAAAAUGGUUUGAGAAGGUGAAACCGUUGGAACCUGGCGACUUAGUCAUAGUAAUCGACGAAAACGUACGAAAUAGCUGGACGAGGGGACGAAUUCUUGAAACUACCAAGGGAGCUGACAACCAGGUCAGACGGGCCACUGUUCAAACAGCGAGAGGAAUCAUUUCAAGGCCAGCCGUGAAGUUGGCACUCUUGGACGUGAGAAAGGAUCAAAUCUCCGCUGAAGAGGAUGGACGUUCCGGGACUGGGGAAGCUCACGGGUGGGGGGAUGUUGCCGUGCCCACUGUGCGUACGCAGACGUGA
Ochlerotatus camptorhynchus is the source of this 2292-nucleotide messenger RNA. RefSeq lists its product as uncharacterized. Gene Ontology annotation, molecular function: nucleic acid binding. The record is from RefSeq and is a predicted model, not a curated record. The transcript has a single exon. Lineage: Eukaryota; Metazoa; Arthropoda; Insecta; Diptera; Culicidae. Gene Ontology annotation, biological process: DNA integration. The coding region runs from base 1 to 2292 and encodes 763 amino acids.